Nelumbo nucifera (sacred lotus) is the source of this 240-nucleotide messenger RNA. NCBI's taxonomy places the organism in Eukaryota, Viridiplantae, Streptophyta, Magnoliopsida, Proteales, Nelumbonaceae. The record is from RefSeq and is a predicted model, not a curated record.
AUGGCUAAGGCUCCCAAGUCUGUUUCCUACUUUGCAUUCUUCUUCAUCCUCUUCCUCCUUGCCUCAUCAGAGAUCCAGAAAACGAAGAAACUAUGUGAGAGGAGAAGCAAAACAUGGUCUGGCAGGUGCACCAAGACUCAGAACUGUGACAAGCAAUGCAAGGACUGGGAGUAUGCCAAGCAUGGAGCAUGCCACGGUAGCUGGUUCAACAAGAAAUGCUACUGCUACUUCGAUUGCUGA